CACACAACCAUCAGAAAUCACGAUUAGAUCAUCAGGGAAGAUAGACGAUGCCACCAAAAUACACCUCCGUACCCUCGCAGUCCUAUGAAUCUGAUGAUGAUUUUGACCCUUUUCUGAACGAUGAGUUCUCAGACGUGGACUCUUUGGACAAUGACUUGGAAUUACUGGAGAUGCAACGGGCAGAAGACCCUCUUCACAGUGCGCUGGAGAUGCCGGAUUUGCACACUUCCACACUUCAAAUGGCGUUUAUGAACAUGGCCAACUCUAUCCUGGGUGCUGGUGCUAUUGGAACGCCCUUUGCUAUGAAGAACUGUGGUGUUCUCGGCGGUGCGCUGGCACUUAUCGUCCUUACACUGCUGGUUGAUUACACGUUACGUCUGAUCGUUAUCAACCUCAAGUUGAGCGGGAAGGAGACGUACCAGGACACGGUGGAGCACUGUUUCGGUAAACGAGGCAAGAUAGUGAUCAUCCUCACACAGGCUUUGUUUGCAUUUGGUGGGAGUAUCGGGUUUUGUAUCAUUAUCGGUGAUACGAUACCUCACAUACUGAGAUCAUUCUUCCCAUCGUACAAGGAUUCUGUUUUCCUCUCUUUUAUCUUUUCAAGAAACUUCAUCAUACUGUUUGUCACGUUGACCAUAUCGUUCCCGUUGUCUCUGAGUAAAGACAUCUCCAAGCUGGCGAAGGCAAGUGCUCUGGCAUUGCUGAGUAUGGUUGUAAUUAUCGUCAUUGUAUUGGUCAGUGGUCCAAGGCUGCCUUCAGAAUGGAAGGGGUCUCUAAGACUGAGCGAUUAUUUCAUCAAUGCUAGAGUAUUCCAAGGUAUAAGUGUCAUCUCUUUCGCACUGGUAUGCCAUCACAAUACGAGCUUCAUCUUCCACUCGUUGAAAAAGCCAUCAUUGAACAGAUUUGCCAAAGUGACUCAUGCCAGUUGCUUCGUUUCAAUGGUUGCUAUUGCGCUAUUGGGAUUUGGUGGAUUCCUUAUAUUCAAAGACAAGACCAAGGGCAAUAUCCUCAAUAACUUCCCGGGAAAUGACCCUGUUGUUAACAUUGCAAGAUUCUGCUUUGGGUUUAACAUGCUAACAACAUAUCCCCUGGAGAUCUUUGUUCUCCGUGAUGUACUGAGGGACUUGUAUUAUAUAAAUAGGGAUUCAAGCCCUGAGCUAUCACCCAGAGCACAUCUCAUGUUCACUUCAGUACUUGUCGGUGUCACUAUGGGUAUAUCACUGACGACAUGUAACCUCGGUGCUCUCUUUGAACUUAUAGGUGCUACAACAGCUUCAAUCAUGGCAUAUAUUUUACCACCGAUGUGUUAUCUCAACAUGACUCACAAGACGCUUCCAAGACGUAUCGUACUAUAUUCAAUCAUUGGGUUUGGAUUCGCAACGAUGAUCAUAUCAUCUACUCAGACAAUUAUAAACGCAAUCCAUGAUGAUGGAUCUUCGCAUUGUGCUAUAUAAACAAGGACAAGAAUAAACAAGGCUCAAUGGAGUAAAAACCCUACAA
Molecule: messenger RNA, 1500 nt
Organism: Williopsis jadinii
Lineage: Eukaryota; Fungi; Ascomycota; Saccharomycetes; Phaffomycetales; Wickerhamomycetaceae
Gene: AVT2
Product: Avt2p
Exons: 1
Coding region: 48-1454 (468 amino acids)
Biological process (GO): amino acid transmembrane transport
Cellular component (GO): endoplasmic reticulum
Molecular function (GO): amino acid transmembrane transporter activity
Source: RefSeq, a predicted model, not a curated record